Messenger RNA from Rotaria socialis, 507 nucleotides. NCBI's taxonomy places the organism in Eukaryota, Metazoa, Rotifera, Eurotatoria, Philodinida, Philodinidae. The record is from the annotation of a GenBank genome assembly.
AUGGCAUCGAGCUGGGAAACACCUUCUCAGAUUUUACCUCACCUAUUUCUUGGAUCUUAUUCAUGCACUCACAACAAAGAGGAACUUCUAAAAAUUGGCAUCAAAUAUAUUCUAAACCUUACUGAUUCUCCAAAUUUGCAUCCCGAUUCUUUCAUUUACUUACAAUGUCCCGUCAAAGAUUCUUCUUCUCAAGAUAUCUUACCUCUGUUCGAGCAAGUGUUCAACUUUAUUGAUCAAGCUUCACCCAACUCAUCAUGUCUUAUUCAUUGCCAUGUGGGAGUCAGUCGAUCUCCUUCUUUUGUUCUAGCAUAUUUGAUGCACAAGAAAGAAAGAAAUCUUCGAACAUCUUAUGAAUUAUUGAUUAGAGCUCGAAAACAUAUAUCUCCUAAUCAUGGUUUCUUGCAGCAAUUGAUGGCUUAUGAAGAUUCUCUUUUUGGAAGUAUAUCAAUCAAUUUCUAUGCAGAUGACCCUUUCGAUGAGGGUGUAUCAAUCGAAAAAACAGAUUGA